CAAAAAUUAAAAAACCAAAGCAAAAUUUUACGUCCUAUUUAUGGUUUUAGCCUUAUAUCGGAGAAGUAUAAACGAAGCAAAGUGAACAGACGAAAAUGGCGACCACAACGCGGCAGAGGCGGCCGCUGCUAUCAGAUCAACCAUCAUCAUCUUCAUACUCUAAGCUCGACAAGCCUUCUCAUCGUGCUGGCGAAGGGGAGGGCAGCACUAAUGGAGGUUUAGGCUGGGGAUUGCCAUUGUUUGCACUUGGUAUGCUCAGAUACAUGAGUGCUACAUCCAAUAUUAUUCAUGAUUGCGAUGAAGUUUUCAAUUAUUGGGAACCUUUACACUUUCUUCUUUACAAGUCUGGUUUUCAGACUUGGGAAUACAGUGCUCAAUAUGCUCUCAGAUCUUAUUUGUAUAUAAUUUUCCAUGCUAUUGUGGGAGGACCAGCGUCAAUUUUGUUUGAAGACAAGGUGAGAGUAUUUUAUGUGGUAAGGCUCUUUCUAGGGCUUAUCUCGGUGGUCACAGAUUCAUUUCUUGUUGUAGCAAUUUCUCGAAAGUAUGGAAAACGUCUUGCCUGUUACACCCUUGCAAUGCUAUGCUUAACCAGUGGAUGUUUCUUUGCUAGUACAAGUUUCUUGCCAAGUUCAUUCUCUAUGUAUGCUAUGUCGCUUGCAUCCGCGUUCGCCCUUCUAGAAAAACCUGCUUUAGCUGUUGCUGUUUCUGCGAGUGGGGUUAUUAUUGGCUGGCCCUUCUCAGUUUUAGCUUUCCUCCCUGUCACAAUAUUCUCUUUGCGUAAGAGCUUCAAACAAGCAUUUGUGGCAGGAACCAUCAUUUCUAUUGCUGUGCUGGCUCUCUCGGUCUUCGUUGACUACUACUACUACAAAAGAUGGACAUCUUCUGUGCUGAAUCUGCUAUUGUAUAAUGUUUUAGGAGGUGGUGAGAGCCACUUAUAUGGGGUUGAAGGACCACUGUUUUAUUUACGCAAUGGAUUCAAUAAUUUCAAUUUCUCCUUUGUUCUUGCUAUGCUGUUUCCUGUUACAUUGCUUGUGCAUGUUGUGCGGAAGAAGUAUGUUCCAGAGUUGGUGGUGAUCGUCUUACCUGUAUAUAUUUGGCUUGGAUUUAUGUCUUUGCAGCCACACAAGGAAGAAAGGUUUCUUUAUCCAAUCUAUCCACUAAUAUGUGUGGCUGCAUCAGCAUUUGUUGAAAGUAUGCCUGAUCUUUUUCGUGAUAGGUUCAACCCUAAUGAUAAGUCCCUGCUUGUUUUGAUAGCAAAAUUUUUCAGGCCAAUUAUCCUUGGCUUUAUAUUAUGUGUGUCCCAUUCACGCACAUUCUCCUUGAUUCAUGGAUACUCGGCUCCUCUUGAGAUCUAUAAGCAUUUGCAGUACCAUGAAGAUGCUGGAGAUGGUUCAACUCUGUGCGUUGGUAGUGAAUGGCACAGAUAUCCUUCUUCAUUCUUCAUCCCUGAUUACGUAUCCCAUGUGCGCUGGAUUGAUGAUGGAUUCCGUGGUCUUCUUCCUUUUCCAUUUAAUGCAAAACUCGGUGGAACUUCAGCUGCUCCUCCUUAUUUCAACAACAAGAACAAAGCAGCAGAUCAACAAUAUCUCCAGGAUCUUGAAGCCUGUACGUUGUUUGUUGAACUGCACUUGAAACGUCCUGUUGCUUACCGUGGAAGUGAUUUGUCAACAUGGGAGGUUGUUGCUGCUUUACCUUACUUAGAUAGAGAAUUCUCACCUCCCUUGCACCGGUCCUUCUUUAUCCCAUACUUUUGGCAAGAGAAAAAUGCUUUCGGCAUGUACAAGCUUCUUAGACGAAUAUCAAGAUGAGCUGCAUGAUGCAUCAGAUUUGAUUGAACCAAAGCAUAUGUACUUCUAACUAAAUUUCAACAUGGUUUGAUCCAUUUAUGGACGAGGCUUUGAAUUUUUCUUAGAACUUCGAUAGAGGAACUUGAGGUUAGUCAAAAACUUUUCGUUUUGCUUUUUUAGUCUCAAUGCUAAAAUCCGGCACUUGUUCUUUUUAAUUUUAGCAGUUUUGAGACAAAGACUUGCUUUUUCUAGCCGAGGUACUCUCUCUAUGUAUUGUAGAAUUUGUUACAAGGAUAAAAUUUGGUAGUGGAAGAAGUAUGUGAAUGGUAUGAAAAGAUAAAUUAAAUGUGUGAAUGAGAAUCAAAAAAAGAGCGUAGACUAUUAAUGAGUUGGUAUUGUUGAACUUUUUAUUUUAUGUAUAAAAUAACAUAGUUCAGUUUAAUGAGAUCAUGUUUGAUUCA
Messenger RNA from Amaranthus tricolor (Joseph's coat), 2248 nucleotides. Its product is annotated as dol-P-Man:Man(6)GlcNAc(2)-PP-Dol alpha-1,2-mannosyltransferase. Gene Ontology annotation, biological process: protein N-linked glycosylation. The record is from RefSeq and is a predicted model, not a curated record. The transcript has 10 exons. The coding region runs from base 96 to 1808 and encodes 570 amino acids. Lineage: Eukaryota; Viridiplantae; Streptophyta; Magnoliopsida; Caryophyllales; Amaranthaceae. Gene Ontology annotation, molecular function: alpha-1,2-mannosyltransferase activity. Gene Ontology annotation, cellular component: endoplasmic reticulum membrane.